CAAGUGCACCAGCUUCAGGUGUCUGUUCUUUCAUAUUCCAUGUCCAGACAACACAGUAAUCUUCAAACGACGUUGCUGUGGCAACUGGUGACAUGCCUCCCUGGAAAAUUUGACGUUGAAGAACAACUGCAGCAUCGCCACACAAAACGUUUGGAUGCUGUCGGACUUUGCGUGAUAUUCUUUCUCUAUGUUUCUAUCCUGUGGGCCGCUGGAGAUGCCAGUUCCAAAAUCACAGGACCAAUUGAAGCUUCUGCGAUCCAAUUGCUGGCCAGCGUUGUAUCCAUUUACAACUUGUAUUUGGAACUUUUGGUCUUGCCACGUGGUACCAAAACAGCAGAAGAUGAUUUCAAUGUGACUUACGGACCAUUUGGCCGGUGGGUGUAUUUGACACACCAAACCAUUGGAAUUCUGGCUAUUCACUCAGUUGUUUCCUUCGUGUCCCCUUUUGUUAAUGAACGGUUGGCAUAUGGCACAUAUGAAGCAACUCCAGUUGUUGGAGCAGCUGGAGUGUUUGUCACGGUUCAGUAUUUCAAUCUGGUUUUUCCCAAUAUAGAUCACAAGAGAACGUGCCAAAUAUGGGCCGAGCGAGGAGUUCGGUUUGGAUUCAUUGACAGUACACGACACAUUCUUCCGUUUGUGGUCGUGGUGCUUGAUUUGCUUGCAAAGCAAAGAAAUAUGCUUUUAGCUACUAUGCCUUCGGUGCUUGUCAUCAUGUUGACGAACUUUGUGUAUGUCCUGGCAUUCCUCAGCGUGCUCCACAUAAAUCAUGCAAUCACUGGAAGUUGGCCCUAUGGUUUCAUGAAAGAUCUCAGAAGUCUGGAGAAGUGGCUUGUAUUUACUGCAGUUCAAGCGGGCGUGUUGUCCCUUUGCAGUUUGAUUCUCUGCUUUUGGCCACGCUUGGUGGCUGCAUAGAGGUGCCAGGUCGAUAUUGCGAAGCAAGGUUUUGACUUUUUAUUGUUUCGAGUUGCGAGUUUGAAAAAGUGAGCGUUGCGAUGC
This is a messenger RNA of Durusdinium trenchii, 996 nucleotides long. The record is from the annotation of a GenBank genome assembly. NCBI's taxonomy places the organism in Eukaryota, Dinophyceae, Suessiales, Symbiodiniaceae.